AUGGCCCAACAAGACGAGGACCGCGAGACGAACCCGCCCAGCUCUUCCCAACAUGAUAUGGAACGCGGCUCACAGUCCAAUCACGAGGCAACACCCGAGACAGAGGAAGAUGGCAGAGAAUUGUUCGAGCAGAUGCGUCCCGAGGAUCGAGCCGAGCUGUCUCGCAUCGCAUCGAACUUCCCCCGACACCGCGCCACUGACUCUGGCGUUGGAAUGGGAGGAAUGGAGCGCAUCGAUACGCUGGAAGAUGUCGAGCUAGGCGAUCCGGUUCUGAAUCCCACAAGCGACCAAUUUGACCACUACAAGUGGGCUCGCAUGAUGCUCAAGCUGAUGGAUGAGGAAGGCGUGCCUCUGCGCAAGUCGACCGGCGUGGUGUUCGAAAACCUCAACAUCUCGGGCUCGGGUUCUGCGCUACAGUACCAGAAUAACGUUGGAUCGGUCCUUCUGGCGCCAUUUCGGCCGCAAGAAUACCUUGCGUGCGGACGAUGUGUGCCCCAGAAACAGAUUCUUCGCAAUUUUGACGGGGUCCUGAAAAGCGGCGAGCUGUUGAUUGUCCUUGGACGGCCUGGGAGUGGCUGCUCAACGUUCCUCAAGUCUCUCUCGGGUGAAUUGCACGGGUUGAAAGUUGGGAAGGGGUCCGACAUCCAGUACAAUGGCAUACCCAUGGAGAAGAUGCAUAAGGAGUUUAAGGGGGAGGUGCUGUACAACCAGGAAGUCGAUAAGCACUUCCCUCAUCUCACCGUCGGCCAGACGCUGGGGUUCGCCGCUGCGGCUAGGACUCCGGAGAAUCGAUUGAAUGGGAUCAGCCGGGCCCGCUAUGCUAAGCACAUUACCCAGGUGGCAAUGGCAGUUCUCGGCUUGAGCCAUACAUACAAUACGAAAGUUGGCGAUGACUACAUCAGAGGUGUUUCGGGAGGUGAGCGGAAGCGAGUGAGCAUUGCUGAGAUGGCACUAUCUGGAGCACCUGUAGGAGCAUGGGAUAACAGCACUCGAGGCCUGGACUCCGCCAGCGCACUCGAGUUUGCUAAGUCACUGCGUGUUUCUGCGAAUUUGACAGGCAGUUGCCAUGCAGUUGCGAUCUAUCAGGCCUCGCAGGCGAUAUACGAUGUCUUCAACAAGGCCAUCGUCCUCUACGAGGGUCGAGAGAUCUUCUUCGGUCCAUGCAGCCAAGCAAGAGACUAUUUCGUCGAUAUGGGCUGGGAAUGUCCCCCGCGCCAAACCACUGGCGAUUUCUUGACGUCGGUCACGAACCCACAGGAGCGGACAUCCCGGGAUGGGAUGGAAAACAAGGUCCCUCGCACACCCGACGAGUUUGAGGAAUACUGGAAGAAAAGCCCCCAGUACGCUGCUCUUCGGAAAGAAGUUGCACAGUACCGCGAAGAGUAUCCGCUGGGAGGAGCUGCCGGCAAAGACUUUGGAGAAACCAAGAGGCAACGUCAGGCGAAACAUGUUCGACCAAAGAGUCCCUAUGUCAUUUCGAUUCCGAUGCAGGUUCGGCUGUGUGUGAAGAGAGCUUACCAACGCAUCUGGAAUGACAAACCUGCGACAUUGACAACAGUGAUCGGGCGCAUAGUCAUGUCCCUUAUCAUUGGGUCAAUCUAUUUUGGAACUCCGAAUGCAUCUGCGGGGUUUCAGAGCAAAGGCGCAGCGCUCUUCUUUUCCGUUCUGAUGAAUGCCCUCAUCAGUAUUACCGAGAUCAACUCGCUCUACGACCAGCGACCGAUCAUCGAAAAGCAGGCUUCCUACGCUUUUGUCCAUCCAUUUACCGAGGCACUAGGGGGUAUCGUCGCAGACAUACCCGUCAAGUUUGUGUCGGCCGUCGUGUUCAACAUCAUCUUUUACUUUCUGGCCAGCUUGCGAUACGAACCAUCUCAAUUCUUCAUUUUCUUUCUCUUCACGUUCCUGAGUACUCUCGCCAUGUCUGGUGUAUUCCGGACAUUGGCGGCAUCUACGAAAACCCUUGCCCAAGCGAUGUCAAUGGCUGGAGUACUGGUCCUCGCCAUCAUCAUCUACACCGGGUUUGUGAUUACCGUACCCGAGAUGAGCUCCAUUCCAUGGUUUAGUUGGAUCCGGUGGAUCAACCCCGUCUUCUACACCUUCGAAGCGCUCAUCGCCAACGAGUUCCACGGCCGACGCUUCGCAUGCUCACAGUAUAUCCCGGCAUAUGCAGACCUGAGCGGAAACUCCUUCAUCUGUGCUGUACGCGGCGCGGUGGCAGGCGAACAAACCGUGUCUGGAGACGCCUACAUCGAAACCCAGUACACGUAUACGUACGCGCACGAGUGGAGAAACCUGGGCAUCUUGAUCGGUUUCUGGAUUUUCUUCAUGGCGCUAUAUCUCAUCGCCUCCGAGCUCAAUUCUGCCACCUCCUCGAAGGCCGAAUACCUGGUCUUCCGCCGAGGCCAUGUGCCUGCGCAUCUGCGCCAUCUUGAAAAGGCCCAAGGUAGCACAGGCUCGGCCGAGGUGAGCCAAGCACCGAAAGAAUCAGAGGGCGAGAGAAAUACCUCUGUCAUUCCGUCUCAGCAUGACAUCUUCACCUGGAGGAAUGUCUGCUACGACAUUCCGGUCAAGGGUGGCCAGCGCCGACUCUUGGACAAUGUCUCUGGCUGGGUCAAGCCUGGGACUCUCACGGCUUUGAUGGGCGUGUCUGGUGCCGGGAAAACGACAUUGCUUGAUGUGCUCGCAAAACGUGUUUCCAUUGGGGUGGUCACCGGCGAUAUGCUUGUUAACGGAAAGCCGCUGGAUGCCAGUUUCCAGCGAAAAACAGGCUACGUCCAGCAGCAGGACCUCCAUCUCCCUACAAAUACUGUGCGAGAAGCUCUUCGCUUCAGUGCUAUACUGCGUCAACCGAGCACCGUUUCAAAGAAAGAAAAGCACCAAUAUGUCGAGGAGGUGAUUGACAUGCUUGGUAUGCAAGAUUUCGCAGAUGCAAUUAUCGGCACACCUGGUGAAGGCCUGAAUGUCGAGCAGAGAAAACUUCUGACAAUUGGGGUUGAGCUGGCUGCCAAGCCUGCACUUCUCAUAUUCCUUGAUGAACCCACAAGUGGCUUGGACUCGCAAAGUUCAUGGGCGAUUUGCUCUUUCUUGCGGAAGUUGGCUGGCCACGGCCAAGCUGUUCUCUCGACCAUUCACCAGCCGAGCGCGCUACUCUUCCAACAGUUUGACCGUCUGCUGUUCCUCGCAAAGGGAGGAAAGACCGUUUACUUCGGCGAAAUUGGAGAGCAGUCCCGCAUUCUCCUGGACUACUUUGAAGAAAAUGGAGCGAGGGUCUGCGGCUCAUCUGAGAAUCCCGCAGAAUACAUGCUGGAAAUCAUCGGUGCUGGUGCUUCCGGCAAGGCCACAAAAGACUGGUCUCAGGUGUGGAAUAACAGCCAACAGACAAAGGGCAUUCAAGCCGAAAUCGACCGGAUUCAUCAAGAGCGAGCCUCGACAGCCAACACCGAAGAGGGUGAGGCUCAGCAUAGUGAAUACGCCAUGCCAUUCAGAUCUCAGCUGUGGCACGUCACGCAUCGCUCGUUCCAGGGAUUCUGGCGCGAGCCAUCUUAUGUCUGGGCGAAAUUGCUGCUGGGGACGCUGUCAUCGAUCUUCAUUGGGUUCACCUUCUUCAAACCCGACAGCUCUUUGCAGGGAUUCCAGGAUGUCUUGUUCAGCGCUUUCAUGCUGACUUCGAUCUUUUCAACAUUGGUGCAGCAGAUCAUGCCCAAGUUCGUGGUCCAACGCUCUUUGUAUGAAGUGCGGGAACGACCUUCGAAGGCCUAUUCAUGGGCAGCGUUCCUGAUUGCCAAUGUCAUCAUUGAAAUCCCAUACCAAGUGCUUGUCGGAGUCAUCGCUUGGGCCAGCUACUACUACCCAGUAUACGGAGCAGCGCAAGCAUCGCAACGACAGGGCCUGAUGCUGCUCUUUGUGGUGCAGUUCUACAUCUUCACAUCCACAUUCGCAUCGCUGGUGAUCUCGGCCCUACCCGACGCAGAAACCGGUGGCACCAUCGCCACCCUCAUGUUUAUCAUGACUCUGACCUUCAACGGUGUUAUGCAACCGCCCAGUGCCCUCCCUGGGUUCUGGAUCUUCAUGUACCGUGCCUCUCCACUAACAUAUCUGAUUUCCGGGAUUACCGCGACUGGACUGCAUGGUCGUCAAAUCCACUGCGCUGGCGCCGAGCUGAGCGUGUUCGAUCCGCCGACUGGACUAAGUUGCGGCGCAUACCUGAACCGGUACGUCCAGGCUGCUGGUGGACAGCUGUACAAUCCAAACGCCACGAGCGGCUGCGAGUAUUGUCAGCUGCGGAAUGCGGAUCAGUACCUAGCCGCUAGCAAUAUCUUCUACAACGAGCGCUGGCGCAACUUUGGCCUCGGCUGGGUCUAUAUCGGGUUCAAUGUCUGCGGCACUGUUCUGCUGUACUACAUGUUCCGGGUCAAGCACUAUAACCCGACGUCUCUGGUGCGAGGAAUUUGCCGGGGCGCCUCAUUUGUGUGUCGCGUGUUCAAGCGGCGGUCCGGGCAAACGCCCAAGGGGAAGGAGGCGGAUAAUGGCCGGUUGGUGUAG
Messenger RNA from Penicillium alfredii, 4542 nucleotides. RefSeq lists its product as uncharacterized. The transcript has 11 exons. Gene Ontology annotation, biological process: transmembrane transport. NCBI's taxonomy places the organism in Eukaryota, Fungi, Ascomycota, Eurotiomycetes, Eurotiales, Aspergillaceae. The record is from RefSeq and is a predicted model, not a curated record. The coding region runs from base 1 to 4542 and encodes 1513 amino acids. Gene Ontology annotation, cellular component: membrane. Gene Ontology annotation, molecular function: ABC-type transporter activity; ATP binding; ATP hydrolysis activity.